GGCCGUUGCCGUGGUUACGAGAAUCUGCGUCUGUGGAGCGUCGGCGGUAAGAGCGGACGGCAGCCUCUGCUGCCUUCUAAUAUUUAGAAUUAACAACAACAACAAUAAGAACAACAAUAAUAAUAACAACAACAACGAUAAUAGCGACAGGUAGAGUUGAUUCCCACUGCAUUCGCCUUAAUCCAAGCGCUUUGUUUUUUUUGUGUGUGUUCUUGGGGUGAAGGAACGCGAGGGCCGUCCGUUAAUUGCGCGGUUCGCGCUGUCAUUUAACCCAGGCCCAGCGACGCAUUUACAAUCGGAAUCUUUUAUAAUUUACACCGCAGCUGUUCGUAUUCGCGACCACAGUUGGUAGCGAUCGACUUACAAUUGUUAAGGGGAAAGGAAGGCGAUGCACUGCGGCAACACGAGCUUCGUCAAUCGCUGAGUCGCCCCCUAAAGAGGCUGUUUGAGUCUCGGUGUAGCUGUUCCAUCCCUGUAAAUGGUUUUAUCAUGACUGAAGAGCUUAAUAAAGAAGGCAGCAAAGUUGGGCUCAACAUACAUAUGUCACCCUGCUGCAGCAAAAGCAACCGGACGGGGCCAGGGAGUAGCCAGAACAUCCUGGGUACUGGGACAGUAUCAAUGCCACGCAAGCACCCACGAAAAAAUGGCUGGAGCUGGCCACUGCACCUACAGCAGAUUAUCGCGUGGUUGGCCAUAACCUAUUUUGUGACUGUCGCCUUUGGCGCCUGCUUCCCCUUAAUGCGGAGUCACUGGCAGCCAUUGGCCUACAUUGUCACAUCGUUGGUACUUGCCAUUCACGUGCUGAUGCAUAUAUUGGCAGUGUCUAUUGACCCAGCAGAUGAUAAUGUGCGCAGCAAAAUCUUCAGUGAACCAGUGCCAAUGUUUGACCGCAGCGUGCGAGCUCACGUUAUCGAGAACAACUACUGUGUGCUUUGCAGAACCGACGUGGCAUCCAAAUCAAAACAUUGCAUUUCAUGCAAUAAAUGUGUUGCUCGUUUCGACCAUCAUUGCCACUGGCUCAACAACUGUGUGGGCAGGAGGAACUAUUGGUUCUUUUUUGGCACGAUGAUAUCUGCUGUGAUUGGGCUCUCCAUUAUCUUGGCCAGUAUAAUGUAUGUGUUUAUCCAGUACUUCAUCAAUCCGGGAGCUCUUCGGGAUCAUCCUGCAUUCUCAGAAUUGAGUGGUCCAAAUGAAUGGCUGGUGUUCCUGCCAUCUGCUCCUUUGCGCAUGAGUGGCAUUAGUUUUAUCAUCUUUGUUGGGGUGACAAUGUGUUUUGAUGCAAUUUCCUGUAUAUUGAUAAUGCAGCUGCUUUGCAACCACUUUUACCUAUUCUACCACAGGAUAACCACAUAUGACUACAUUGUGCUGAAACGAAAUGAAAAGGAACGUCAGAAGCGAAUCGUGGAAGAAAGGGCGGCCAAGGCUCAACAGACCAAUUCUCAUGGCAUUGAGAAUGUUAAUCGUGGUGCUCCAAUUGCAAUUAAUAUGGACUUUCCAAAGCAACUGGUUCAAGGACAAAAAGAAGCUUCUAAAGCAAGAACGGAUGAGAGUAGCAAACAUCUGGCUCUGCCACCUGCCCAAGCGUCUGCCCAUGCCUCUUGUCACGUGGUUCACGAAAAUAGGAAGAGUACCAUAAGUAUCUCAUCCAAAAGCUCAAUGGAUAAACAGCGAGAAAUUUUCAACAAAGGUUCAUCUGCAGCUGCUCAUGAGGGAAAUUCAGAAGUCCCUUCCUACUUUUCCUACCAUCAUGGUCAUGUAGCAAGCAAUUUGCUGGAACAAGCCAGGCUGACUUCAAACAGUGCAUACAGAACUGGGAGUUUUUUCAGAAACCCUGUGUGAGUGCUAGCAGCCCGAAGAUGAAAAGAAUCAAAGAGGGGUGGGAUUGGAAACACAAUUCAGACUCCACUGUUCUCAGCAAGGCAAGAGGAGAUAAGCGUUUGACUGUGUUAACUGCUGACAACAGUCUACUAGUAAAGAGUGCUUACCUCCAACACUACCAAGUCAUUGGAUGAUAUUCGGCUUCAUAAUAUUGGAGCAGGAAUUGAUGUUAACUGAUCUGUUUGUGCUCGAGUCUGCUGCCGACGUUAAAAUUCAUUUAAAGUCCCGUGUAACUGCCAGUGCAAGUGAGAGACUUGUGGAUAAUUUUACGUGGCAGGGAACGUAAGGUGCAGGGUCUUGCAAAUGAUAAGGAAAGAGGAGACUUUGGAAGUCCAGGAAAUGUGAAAUGUAUGCAGGUAAACAAUAUUCCGGACAACGCGGUACGAUAAUGAGGCCAGCGCGCAAUUGUCACUGCCACCAUUUGCUUGGCAAAAAAACAAGAACUGAAAAUGGCAUCAAUCAUAACAAGAGUGUUUUGUGCAAGCGACAUAAAUCAACCGCGCAUUAUAGUUCCUGCAAGAUGGUGUGAUGGACUUUUGUGUCGUUUCAGUGAAGAGGAUUGCUCUUCACAGGGGAAAACUAUAACUUCGCUCUCCUUCGUCACUCCCCAUAUGAGCAAAGGAAAUUGUUCAGGGUCCCUUCUGACAAGUGUAUGUGCCACUGUGGUUAUGUGGACAAAGGGACCAUAUGCACUGAUGCAACUGUUCAGGUCGCAGGGUGGAUUUUUAGGUGAGAUAAAACUCAAUAUUUGCAAUUAAGAAGACAAUGGAAAGAAGUUCAUCAACGGAAUCGUAAUUUAAAAACACUGCAGGGAAAAGCUAUUUCAAGGUGGAUGCUAGCCAUUCAUUAAAUCACUUACUCAGACACUUGAUAUACAGACAUCUUCCAAGCUUCAAAUGGACGUUGGCUCUUCCGCUGAGAAAUUAUGCUUAAACAUACUCUUAGUUAAAAGUCUCACUGCUCAUAGUUGGUACAAACUGUUGCAAUUCGUCCUGUUUUCCGUUUAGACACAUAGUUGAAAAUAAUAUAAAGUGUCAAUUGUUACAAUUCAGCAUUUUUUAUAAUACUGCACUAUACAUUUUUAGGAGAAUCGUGAUAACAUAAAAAGGUACGGUACAGGGAUUUGUCUUUAUCUUGCAUAACCAUUUUUUAAAGCUUGGAUAAAUAAUACUUUAUGUGCACUUGGGGCACAAUUUAUAUGCCCUGCAAAUAUUGUUAAUUGCAUCUCCUACAAACUAAAAAGUACCGUAAUAAUUAGUGGCUUAGAUUCAAACCCAGGAGCUCAGCAGUGACAGCUUAUAGAAUUAAAAUAUAUAUUAAAAUAAUUUUGAAUUGAUAGCGGUGUAGAAAAAAACACCCUACCAAUCAUGGACAGCAGAUGGAGUGUGUGAACACAUGGUUUUUAGUCUGGCGGUACAUCGUUGGGAUUUCUAUACUGGGACAGAGGCAGAUUGAAACAGACAAAAAAUUUUGAUUUUAAAAAUUGUAAACAGAGGGACAAGGAGAUAUACACAGAGAUCAAUUCAGACCGAUUACUUUUAAUUUAGGCUUUUCCAAACUCCAGGCCUCGUGUUCAAACACAAAGUCAUAUGCUGCAUGCAUCUGAGGUAGGGAGUAUUGAUUGUAAUAAAGAUAGGAUCUUGUUUUUAUUCAGUGCUCUCCAUAAGGGUUUUCACAUUGGGGAAAAGAUCAAUGACCAUUGUUCAACCCAAAGUGUCUUCAUUUCACCAUAUAACUGCCAGGUGAAACAUUUUAAAACAUACCUCCCAGUGGUAGAUUUUUGCAAGUAAUUAUCAGGAUUCUACCUUAUUGCGCUGCAUUUAACACACUUUUUAUUUAAAAGUAAAAAAAAAUUACAUACAAAAUGCAAUUCACUAAUCACGAUGUGCCUUUGACUUCAGAUGUGGGAGAUGCCCACUUGUGUCAGCUGCCUUAAAAAGGUGUGAAGAACCAAAGAACUUACACUGUCAGUCAAUGCAAUUGUAUAUGCUGUACUGUGAAUAUAAUACAUACUUAUAUAUGAGCGUGGCUUUGUUCGCUCCAGCGCUGUCCUCGAGACAGUCUUGUCCCUUAACCUGAUGAAGGCCGCUUGUGUUGUGGCCGAAACGUCGUGAAAAUGUUAUUGUUAUUUGAUACAUUUAUUAUUUUAUUCUCAUUCUACGUGACUUUACCGAAAGAACCAAAGAAGAUACUUAAAGCACUUUCAUUGACUGCAAUUUAUUUCAAAUCUGUAAAAUGAAUGUGCCAAAUUAUUCUUGAUUUUUUUUUAGAUUUUGAGGUUGUAUAAGGAUGCACUGAUGACUUUGUGAUGCUGUGUGAUCAUUGAGUCAUUGUUUCCGAUAAUAUAGUAAUUAUUUCUACGUACGCAUUUGAAGAAAAUUUGCACUUUAAAAUAAUGAAAUGGCUUUUUUUUUACACGAGGCAUUUUCCACGUUGAAAACAUUCUUAUAGCUUAUGCAUUCCAAAAUAAAAUGAUUUGCUAUGUCAUUGUAAUUCUAUUAAAUGUGUAGCUUUACAUUUUUUACGCAAUCAACAGGGUGUAAUAGGUUACCACUCAAGAGUAAAUGACAUGGUUUGUAUUUGUGCAUCGGAAAACAGUCACCAAUGAGAACUUGUUACCUUGCUAUGUUGUUUGGAGUAAACUAAUGGUAACAUUUCAGCUUGUGUAAAAUCACUUCCAAACACACCAUUCUAGAUAUGCACACAGCUCAUGAUGAACGUAAGCUGCACACAUUAGGUUGAAUAAACGUAUAAGUUUCAUCGAACAAGAACGGAAAAUAAAAAAUAAAACGCCAACGAUUUACUUUCCAUUUUCUUUGAAAUUAUAUAAUGCUUAUCAAUGUUAAUGAGCAGUGGAUAAGAGUUGAGAAUUUAUAAAAUAAUCUUCGUUCCGUUGUUCACUCUGAUAAUUCAUACAAUUAAAAAAAUAAAGAUAAAGACUUUUUAGCAGUUGAAAUAUCUUUAAGAAAUUCAAAUCCAAUUGAGAAUUGGCUUUUUCUUGGAUUAUAUGUCAAUUCAAAUGCUAUUUAAGGUGACAGACAUUAUGGUGGUAACCUUGAUAUAACAAAUGCUAUUUUACUGUGUAGCAUGGAUGUAUUAAGGCUUUUAUAUAUAACUAUUUACAUAGUACAUUGAUUAUAAGGUAUAUCUAAACAAUGGUGUUUAAGCAUAUUGGCAUGGUUUUCAGAUUUAUAAUUUAAGUUGGGUUGCCCCGAUACCCUUUGUGGCACACUGCAAACUGAAUAACGCAGGGAUGGACACAAAUUUAAUCUGAAGGGAUAGAGGCGCAAAAGAGCAUAGUAAUAGAAUGACUUUACUGUCCUUUUUGCUUGCCUGGGUAAUUUUCUAAAUACAACAGGCUCUUUAAAAAGUCAACUAUUGGGGUUUAUUACUUGUUGUAUGGGCUCCGGGCAUUAAAUUAGGGCCACAUGCCAUUGUAUGAAAGUCUUAGGCAGCCAAAGUAUGAGGACUUAAGUGUAUCCAUUAAUCUGCAUUGUCUAGCUGUGCUAUGAAUUCCAUAUGCAAAAGUUAGAGCCCUGCUGUACAGCAAAGUUUGUUUUGUGACAAUACAAUGUUUGUGUACUAUG
Molecule: messenger RNA, 5465 nt
Organism: Petromyzon marinus (sea lamprey)
Lineage: Eukaryota; Metazoa; Chordata; Hyperoartia; Petromyzontiformes; Petromyzontidae
Product: putative palmitoyltransferase ZDHHC11B
Biological process (GO): peptidyl-L-cysteine S-palmitoylation; protein targeting to membrane
Cellular component (GO): endoplasmic reticulum; Golgi apparatus
Molecular function (GO): protein-cysteine S-palmitoyltransferase activity
Source: RefSeq, a predicted model, not a curated record